Cylindrotheca closterium is the source of this 2586-nucleotide messenger RNA. NCBI's taxonomy places the organism in Eukaryota, Bacillariophyta, Bacillariophyceae, Bacillariales, Bacillariaceae. The record is from the annotation of a GenBank genome assembly.
AUGAAUAAUUCUCCAAGAACAUCAUUUUCUACUUUGAAAGCUCGACAUGAUGUUUGCGUCGAUGUGACUGCCCGAGAUGAUGAUCCCAACGAACCCAGCUGGGCAAAGCGAAAGGUCCAAUCCUGCCGUCGCUUUGCCUCCAAGACCAAGACAUGGAUGUCCAAGGUGCUAUUUUGGAAGACAAAGCGAGGCAGGAGCAUGUUGGCAGCUGCAGCUGUCGCCUUGUCGCUUCUUGUCUCUUCCAAUCACCAAGUUGGAGAGUCGUACCAUAAUCCUACUGCUCACAUGAACAACAAUGCUCAGGAAAUCAACGUGGUCCGAAAUUCUCCCACUCCUGAUAUCGAAAUUCGCGGAGGAGAAGCCUCCAAACCCGUUCUUCCCAUCAAGAUGGGACAAAAGAGCAAAGUGGAGAAAGCGGUAUCCACUGCCGCCGAGUCUACCUCCAAGACAUUCAUGGAAGCCAUGGUGGAACUUGGCAACUACAUGUCUGGCCCCAAGUCAGAUACCAUGUUGCUCUUGUUGGCCACUGCUUUGAUUACCCCAAUCUGUCAAAAGGCUGGCAUGUCGCCCAUUCUUGGAUUUUUGGCAUCUGGAAUGUUGUUGGGACCCAAUGGAUGGGGACUUAUCAGCGGUGUUCAUACCACUGAGACUCUGGCUGAACUCGGUAUUGUCUUUUUCCUUUUUGAAAUGGGAAUCGAAUUGAGUGUUGACCGUUUGUUGAGUAUGAAGCGUGAUGUCUUUGGACUUGGCUUGAGUCAAUUCUUGUGUACAGCCCUUGCUGUCGCUGGUGUUGGAAAGAUGGUUGGUCUUCCUGGCCCUGCCUUGGUGGUUCUUGGCGGAGGUAUUGCGCUUUCCAGUUCCGCCUUUGUCUUGCAAUUGCUCAAGGACAAGAAUCAAUUGGCCACUCGUUUUGGAAAGGCAGCCUUUGGAAUUCUUUUGUUCCAAGAUUUGGCUGUUGUUCCAUUGUUGGUCGUCACCCCCAUCUUGGCUGGAGGCGGUGGAGGUCUCGCCCAAGCUUUGGGAAGUGCUGUUUUGAAGGCUGGUAUUGCAUUGGGUACUAUCACGUUGGCAGGACGCUACUUGCUGAACCCUAUGUUUAAGACUGUGGCUUCGGCCAAGUCUCAAGAAGCUUUCCUUGGAUUAAUCCUCUUGACAGUCCUUGGAAUGUCUUUUAUGACUGAAGGUCUGGGUUUGUCGAACACUUUGGGAGCCUUCCUUGCUGGUGUGUUGUUGUCUGAAACCAAGUACCGCUACCAAGUCGAGGCUGACAUUGCCCCCUUCCGCGGUGUCCUACUUGGACUUUUCUUUGUCACCGUUGGUUUUGAAAUUGAUGUCAACUUGAUUCUUUCCAACUUGCCUCUCGUUUCUUGCGUCGUUGCUGGUAUUUUGGGUAUCAAGGCCAUCGUUACAACUCUGCUCAGUUUGGCCUUUGGAUUGAGUCUCUCUGUCUCGCAACAGACUGGUCUUAUUCUCAGUCAAGGUGGAGAAUUUGCCUUUGUCGCCUUUGGUCUUGCCAGAUCGCUUGGUAUCCUUGACAAACCCACCACGAAACUCAUGUUGACAUGCGUCAGUUUGACCAUGGCCUUAACCCCUGCCAUGAGUUCCAUUGGUGCUGCUGUUGCCAAGAAGCUUGAAGAAAACAGUGACUUCACCCAUUACCUUGGAGAAGAUCGCGAUGCCAAUGAAAUCAAAGAAAGUGACGACUUUGCCGUGGUCAUUGGAUAUGGUGCCGUCGGAAAGGUUGUCUGUGACUUGCUUGAUCGCAAACUUUCCAAGUACGUCGCUAUUGAAGUAGACCCGAACAAGGCCAUUGCCGCCAGAAACGCUGGUCUUCCAGUGUUUUAUGGAGAUAUCGGUCGCCAAGAAGUUGCCGAUGCCUUCAAUGUCGGCAAGGCAAAGGCAGUCAUUGUUUGUAUUUCGGACCAAGCGGAAUGUACCCGUGCUGUCAUUGCCUUGCGCCGAUGGUACCCUGAUGUAAAGAUCUUUGCCCGAGCCCGGGAUAAGGACCACGCCUACCGGUUGCAAUCGACUCUCGACGUAGCUGCAAUGGUGCCAAUCCUUCCAGAGGACAACGUAUUACUGACUCUGCCAUUUGGAGGAGCCGUUCUGAAAGCGUUGGGAGGAUCCCCAGAAGAAGUUAAUGCCAUCCUGGAAACAAAGCGAAAGGAAGUUAUGAGCGGUAGGAUGUCGGAGGAUGACAUGGCUUUGGUUCAAUUGGGAAUUGAGCGGGCGAAGAAGCAACCCGUGCUAGUGAAGAAGCCAUCCCUACCAGGCGACGAGCAAGUGUUGGAAAAAGUUAUUUCCGAGGAGGAGAAAGACGAAGCAGAUAUGAAGGAUGCUAUUGCUGGGCGAUUGUCGGAAGUAUCAGCAAAGAGCCCUUUUGUAGCCGCAGUCAUUGGACAAGCCUCAGAGAAAAAGGAAGAAGAGGCCGGCCCUGCGGUUGCCACUGUUGAAGCCCCUCCAUUGGAAGUUGUGGAAGUCGAGAUUGUUGACGAGAAGGCGAACGGAGAACUUAGUGCCGAGGCCACUGAGGAUGCUAGCGGAGAGAAGACAGCUGAUUCUAGCGCAGCCUCGGAUGAUGCCUAG